Scatophagus argus is the source of this 1120-nucleotide messenger RNA. Its product is annotated as complement C1q-like protein 4. The coding region runs from base 1 to 690 and encodes 229 amino acids. NCBI's taxonomy places the organism in Eukaryota, Metazoa, Chordata, Actinopteri, Scatophagidae. The transcript has 4 exons. Gene Ontology annotation, molecular function: protein binding. The record is from RefSeq and is a predicted model, not a curated record.
AUGAGAGUUAUUGUACUGCUGUGUCUGCUGCAUGGUCAGUAUGCCUGGGACGAACCUCAGUAUUCCUGGGAUCCGCCUGACCACAGCGACACAAGAACAUAUGUGGAUCCAGCUCUUAGUGUCUGUCUUUUAGACCAGGGGUCGUGUGGCUGCUGUCUGAUGCAGAAACAAAUGCAGAGAAUGGAGUGGCAUUUUAACAUCACCUAUGCAGAAAUGAUGAAGGAGAUGACAAAAACAAAAAUGACCCUUGACAAUAUGAGAGCCAGCCGCAGUGCCUUCUCCGUCGCUCUUAACAGCGACCAAACGUUGAAGUGCUUUGGCCCUUUCAGUAACGACAAGCUUAUCACGUACAAACAUGUCUUCAUAAACCUGGGAAAUGGCUACAGUGUGCAGACAGGUAUCUUCACUGUUCCCCGCUCGGGCGUCUACAGCCUCUCAGUCACCAUCUACGCCGACGGUUCUUCCAGUGGCACCAUGGCCGCCUGUGCCACACUGCAGGUUAACGGCAAACUGGUUUCUGAGCUCCUCGAACAAAAUGGCCAGGACCUCGAGGACAGUGCCACCCUUGUUGUAGCCAUGAAGCUGAAAGCUGGGGACCAGGUGGCUGUCAACCUGCCACAAGGAUGUGUAAUCUGCGAUCAGAACAGGCAUUAUAACACUUUCACCGGCUUCCUGCUGUAUGCUGACUAAAUAAGCAAAUGUAGCUUUUCUGAACUUUAAACCAGCUCUUGUCCUAUGCUGACAGUUUUUGAAUCUGUUAGAUGAAAUGCAGUCAUGUUUCCUCUAAUCUCUAUCCCGACACAAUGCUGCCUUCCCUUUUUUUGUUUGUUAUAUUCCAUCAUGGUUCAUUAUUCUUCCUGAAAUCAUGUCCCAUUGAUUAUCAGUACUACCUUAAAAAAUACAUUUCUUUUCAUGCCACACUGUUGAAGUAUUUUGUUUGUAAGAGCUGUUGAUCUGAUCUUAUCUGAAAUACUCAAAUGAUGUGUUGUAAAUUUUGAUAGAAUUGUGGAUUUUAAAAAAUCAUUGUACCUGAAACCUACCAGCAAAAUAAACCAGACUUUUAAACAAACUAAUUGCAUUCUGAGUUACUUUGUUUCAAUAUCUGUUAAAAAAAUUAAGA